AUGACACGCCAACCUGCUGCAUUUCUCCAGUCACUGGCUCCCGCUGUCUGUUUCGUCGAGAAUAAGGUCUUUGCUUUUCAACCAAACGCACGCUCGAACCUCGCAGGUUAUUGUUUUUUUAUUUGGCUAAUCGACGCCUCUACCCGUAAAGAGUAUUCCCGCCCGUCGUCGCCUUUGUUGAUCGUCUGCCUCGUAAGUAUUCCCGUGGCCCCUGGUGUGUCAAGAGUCAAGAUACCAAAGGGCCGCUGCAGAUCAUGUCAAGCUUCAGAUCUUGGCUCUGAUCCCUUUGCAGAUACCUAA
Molecule: messenger RNA, 300 nt
Organism: Colletotrichum tamarilloi
Lineage: Eukaryota; Fungi; Ascomycota; Sordariomycetes; Glomerellales; Glomerellaceae
Exons: 1
Coding region: 1-300 (99 amino acids)
Source: RefSeq, a predicted model, not a curated record